Molecule: messenger RNA, 1750 nt
Organism: Elgaria multicarinata webbii
Lineage: Eukaryota; Metazoa; Chordata; Lepidosauria; Squamata; Anguidae
Gene: NRBF2
Product: nuclear receptor binding factor 2
Exons: 4
Coding region: 116-1009 (297 amino acids)
Biological process (GO): autophagy
Source: RefSeq, a predicted model, not a curated record
CGCCUCGGUGUUGUGGUGUUUACAACAGCAGCGGCAGCGGCAGGAGGUCGCCGGUGGAGCCAGGCCGGGCUAAGGACGCUCGGGCCAGAGCGGCGAAGAGGCCGCCCCAGCGCCCAUGUGCCCUCAGCCGCCCAUGGAGGUGAUGGAGGGGCCGCUCAACCUGGCUCAUCAGCAGAGCAGAAAAGCUGACCGUUUGCUGGCAGUGGGAAAGUACGAAGAAGCAAUUUCUUGUCACAAAAAGGCAGCAGCAUAUCUUUUGGAGGCUAUGAAGCUGACACAAUCAGAUCAGGCCCGUUUAUCAUUGGAAUUACAAAGGGAGAGUCACCUGAAACAGAUAUUGCUUAUCCAAGAGCGGUGGAAAAGAGCAAAAAGAGAAGAGAGACUGAAACUACAGCAAGCAGCGGACAAGGAUUGUGCUACACCCCUGCAGGCUUCCUCUAAACCAUCAGCUGAGGAUACUGAUGACCAAAAUGUGACAGCUCCUGCUAGUCUCAAGUUCAACCCCUCCCCAGAGAAAGAUGUGCAGGCAACCCAUGGUGUCUUGGAUAGGGACCCAGAUACAUUACUGUUUCUGCUUCAGAAAAGAAAGGAACCGCUGGAAGUAUGCGUAAGAAGCAAAACUCCAAUGGAUGACAAGACAAAAGUGGAGGAGCAGGCCACCAAAAUUGCAGUUCUGGAACGGCACGUGGAAUUUCUUUUAGCUGAAAAUGAGAGAUUAAAGCAAGAGAACAAGCAGCUAAAGGCUGAGAGGGCCAGGCACUUAAAAUCCCCCCUGGAAAAGGAGCUGGAUGUAGAUGCUGACUUUGUGGAGAAGUCAGAGUUGUGGGGUCUGCAGCAGCAUUCAGAAACUGCUGCUACAUCCGCUUCAACGUGGCAGAAAUUUACGACAAACGCCGGGAAGGCCAAGGACAUUCCGAUACCCAGCCUUCCCCCGCUGGACAUUCCAUCCCCCGAGCUCCCUCUCCUGGAGCUCUCGGAGGAUAUCCUGAAGGGACUCAUGAACAGCUAAGUGAAGACCACCAUGUACACUCACUUGUAGCUCAGCAAAAUCCAAAAAGGGAAAGCCACCAGUACAGCUGUGAUCCACGGGCAGAAACAUCAGCUACAACCCUAGUAAGGGAGGGGGGAAUCUUAGUGACUUCGUCACUGUGAAAAAAUAUGCAUGAUAUUGGGUUGUUUGAACAGAGCUUACAGUUUACCAUCGUUGGUAAGAGCUAAGCACUCUUUUUUUCUUCUUCAAGCCAAAUGACUGAGGGGAGACUCAAGUAACACAAUCCUGCAGGGCUUCUGGGUAUGCUGUGUGUAACAGGUCUCCCUAAUGCCAUAAAAUGAUGCAAUGCCUAAGUGAUAUGGGCCAGAUGGUGACAAUGUUGGCAGCAGAAGAAAUUUUCUAUCAUGCAUUUUGAUUGCUUUUUGACUUAAUUAUGCACAAAACCUGGGCAACAGAUUGGAUGUUGCCUCUGUUCCUCUGCAGGAUGGAUCUACGUGCCACACUUCUGUACUCCUGAUUUAAAAUGUAAUAGCCAAUCAGGAGAGAUGCUAAAUUUCCAUUUUUUUAAGGAACCAAAUUUAGUUCUGUUGAAAUAUUUUGAUUUGUUUACAUAAUCAGGGUGCUUCAUAAUGUGUGUCUUCUAUAUAAGAAACUGCUAGGCAUUGUUUUAAACAAAUACACAAGGAAGAACAAUCCUUGGUGCAUGAAUGGAAGUAAUGGUAGUAGCCAGGAAAUAAAAUGUUUCAGGUCUGUUUUGAA